This is a messenger RNA of Brassica napus (rape), 255 nucleotides long. Its product is annotated as floral homeotic protein PISTILLATA. Gene Ontology annotation, cellular component: nucleus. Gene Ontology annotation, biological process: positive regulation of transcription by RNA polymerase II. Gene Ontology annotation, molecular function: DNA-binding transcription factor activity, RNA polymerase II-specific; protein dimerization activity; RNA polymerase II cis-regulatory region sequence-specific DNA binding. The record is from RefSeq and is marked validated. NCBI's taxonomy places the organism in Eukaryota, Viridiplantae, Streptophyta, Magnoliopsida, Brassicales, Brassicaceae.
AUGGGUAGAGGGAAGAUAGAGAUAAAGAGGAUAGAGAACGCAAACAACAGAGUGGUGACGUUCUCAAAGCGGAGGAAUGGGUUGGUGAAGAAGGCCAAAGAGAUCACGGUUCUUUGCGAUGCAAAAGUUGCUCUCAUAGUCUUUGCAAGUAAUGGUAAGAUGACUGAUUAUUGUUGUCCUUCCAUGGACCUUGGUGCUAUGUUAGACCAAUAUCAGAAGUUAUCUGGCAAGAAACUAUGGGAUGCUAAGCAUGAG